GGAAAUGGCUGACCACGGAAUAGAAGAGGAAUACGAGAUAUUGGACCACGAAGAUAACCAAGAUGGAAUACCAGAUACGACAGCCGAUCAGGGUGAAAUAGACAGUGAUUUAGAAGACUAUGAUAUCGAUGCGGAAGAGACACAGGACGUUGAGUUUGGGUUCCAAUGCGAGUUUUACCAGACUUUGUCAGCCUACUGUGCAGAAAGAGAUAAAGCAAACCAAUUUCCAAAUGAUAGCGAUGUCAAGAAUAAGCCUUGGCUCCGUGAAGGAGUCGAUAGGGCAGAAUUCUUCAAUUUUGGACUAUGCGAAGACCAAUGGAAGCUUUUAGUAAAUAAGCAUAUACUCAUGAUGUAUGAGAAACAUUCCACUCUGAAGCUUAUUCGUCAUUUCCUGGCCCAAAGUCAGGGUAGAAAUAUGAACUAAUUCUU
Moneuplotes crassus is the source of this 429-nucleotide messenger RNA. NCBI's taxonomy places the organism in Eukaryota, Ciliophora, Spirotrichea, Euplotida, Euplotidae. The record is from the annotation of a GenBank genome assembly.